CUCUCAAACUCAAGAUGCAUCUCUCCGCCCAUACUUGGAUGCGCCCAGAAUCCCUUCGGCGUACUCUCGAGCGUAUAAGUGAACUGGGCUACACGAGCGUAGAGCUCGCGGGAGAACCUUCUCUUUACCCUAUCGAGGAAACUCGCCAGCUCUUAUGUGAAUACAAUGUUAAAUGCUGGGGUACCGUCACUCUUCAACAUGGAACUAGGGACCUCACCACUGCCGAUCCCGCACAUCGCAAAACCACUAUCCAAUACAUGAAGGACGUUGUCUCAAUGGCCGCUGAACUAGGGGGCACAAUUGUCACUGUCGUCCCAGCUCGCGUUGGCAAGCUUUUCCCUUCAUCAUCACUGGAAAAUGAAUGGAAGUGGGCAGUGGAAGGGUUGCGUGAAGUAGCCGUACUGGCUAAGGAAAAGAACAUCCGAGUCGGAAUUGAACCUUUGAAUAGGUUUGAGACGUACUUCCUCAAUCGCGUGGAUCAAACACUCGCCCUCGCCGAUGCAGUGGGGCAUGAUUGUGAGAAAGACCUCUACGAAGCAUUACAGAAAGCCAAGCAUCGCAUUGUUGAUUUUCAUGCUGCAAAUCAUAACCGCCUUGCAGCGGGAGAUGGUAAUUUUAAUUGGCAGAGGAUAAUAACUGAGCUGAGAAAGGUGGGAUAUGAUGGCGCUCUUGCAGUAGAGUGUAUGCCACCAAUCGAUCGCACACCAAUAGGAAAUUUUGGUGCGACGCAGCUGGAAAGUGGAGAGAUUACAGUGCCUGAGGGGCAACUUCAAUUCAUUAUUGACCAUGGGUCAGGAGUGCUGUCAGAUGCAUACUAUACUGGGUUGAUGCGGCGGUCGGCCGAGACGCUACGUCCUCUCUUGGGCUGA
Molecule: messenger RNA, 869 nt
Organism: Trichoderma asperellum CBS 433.97
Lineage: Eukaryota; Fungi; Ascomycota; Sordariomycetes; Hypocreales; Hypocreaceae
Source: RefSeq, a predicted model, not a curated record